GGCAGCGUGAGGAGACGACGCUUUCAGCUCCUGAUCGCCAUCCGAGCACCGCUCAACUCUCUGGAAAGCUCCGAACCCCAGGAAGCCUGCGGAGAACACUCAGCCUCUCUUCUUCCCCUUCUGCAUCUCUUAUUGGAGUUUUCCUUUUUGGAAAGUAAGAAGACAUGGAAAUAUUAGCAAGAAAGGACCAGGAGGUGUGCAUGUGUGCCGCGUCCUGAUGGGUCUGAAGAGUGACUGACGUUUUCCAGCGGGGGGAGGAGAAACCACGGGGAUGGCUCACAUUUCUGCGCUGUUUUAUCUUCGGGUUUAAAUGUCUCUGAAUCAGACUUUAUCAGCGUGAGCGUGUGAAGGAGACGGGAAAGUUAGUGAGACGCACGUCAGGAUUGAUCAUGUUGAUGAUCCGUCUCUGUCAGCCGCCGCCGUCUCACUCUCACAGGUGCAGGGAUGAGUUGAUCCGACUCGGAGAGGAUGCCGGAGGAUUGUCUCACACACACACACACACACAUACAGGCAGCGUCGGAUCCACAGGUAUGAAACCCAGAAAGCUUCACACCUUUCCUCAAAUUCCCUGAAAGAUCACUGAGCCCGGAUCAGCGGGUCUGACAGCGAAACAUCCUGCUGGGAAACUUCUUCAGAUUAAACUUGGACUGAAACACUCCAGACUUCACAUGGACGUCAUGUUUUCACCAUGAGAGGAGCUUUGAGGUGGAGAAACCUGGAACUGACGUCCCGCUCGCUCUUCAGAUGGAUUCUGGGGGAUUUGUUUGAAGAGUCAGGAACGGGCCAACAUUCGGUUUGAGGUUUUUUCGAGCGACUCUUUCUGUGAUUUUUCAUUUGUAUGAGUUGGAUUUUCGCUGGAUGUUCGUUCACGGUCCUCUUGUGGGGAGAUGAUCUGUUGGUCUCCAUCCAGCUCCAGGCUUGAGUUUCCCUCUGAGAUGACGGAGUAAAUAAGUGACGGCUCAUUAGUCCGGUGAUAAAUGGUGCGGUAUUUAUGGUAUUCACCUGGGCACGGCGAGCGAGUCGAUGAUGGCCAGAAUUACCUCCCCCUCCGGCGGCGCUGACCCAUUUUCCAGGCAGCCGUCCUGAGGCCGCAUCGCGCCGACGCCAUGAACCUGUCCGAGCUGAUCUCCAAGACGGUGGGAGCCGUGGUCCCUCUGGAGCCCGAGCCCUGGGCUCCUCGGGGCUUCGCCAACGCCUCGACCCCGACGUGUCCCGGGGACGGCGGCGCCAUCGACGCAGGGCUGGGGAACAGGACGCACCGCAUCGGCGGCGAAGGAGCGUUCGCAGCUCCGUGUCCUCCAGAGCCGCUGGGGGACAAGAACUGGGCGGCGCUGCUGAUCUUAGCCGUCAUCGCCGUCACCGUGAUGGGGAACAUCCUGGUCAUCCUGGCCGUGUCUCUGGAGAAGAAGCUGCAGAACGCCACAAACUAUUUCCUGAUGUCGCUGGCCGUGGCCGACAUGCUGCUGGGCAUUCUGGUCAUGCCGGUGUCGAUGGUGACGAUUCUCUACGAUUACGGCUGGCCUCUGCCCCUUGACCUUUGCCCCAUCUGGAUCUACCUUGACGUGCUGUUCUCCACGGCGUCCAUCAUGCACCUCUGUGCCAUCUCCCUGGACCGAUACAUCGCCAUACGCAACCCCAUCCACCACAGCCGCUUCAACUCCCACACCAAGGCCCGCGUCAAGAUCAUGGCGGUGUGGACCAUCUCAGCAGGGAUCUCCAUGCCCAUCCCUGUUCUGGGACUCAGAGACCACUCCAAGGUGUUCAAAGACGGCAGCUGCCUGCUGACAGACAACAACUUUGUGCUGGUGGGCUCCUUCGUGGCUUUCUUCGUUCCCCUCACCAUCAUGGUCGUCACCUACUUCCUGACCAUCAGCGCCCUGCAGAACGAAGCCACCCUCUGCCUGGACCAGCUGGUCCCUCGGCCCAAAUGGAGCACCACGUUCAGCCUGAGCUUCCUGCCGCAAGCAUCUCUGUCCUCUGAGAAACUCUUCAGGCGCUCGAUCAGCCGCGAGGCGGGAGGCGCGGGAGGCGGCGCGGGAGGCGGCGCCGGCGCCGGCGGCCUGAGCGGCUCCCGGGGAAGCAUCUCCAGCUCGCUCUUCGGGCGUCGCACCAUGCAGUCGAUCAGCAACGAGCAGAAGGCGUCCAAGGUCCUCGGGGUGGUGUUCUUCCUCUUCGUGGUCAUGUGGUGCCCGUUCUUCAUCACCAAUGUGCUGGUGGUGGCGUGCGACCCGGCGGUGUGCGACGCCGGAGUCAUGGGAGGCCUGCUCAACGUCUUCGUCUGGGUGGGAUACUUAUCCUCCGCCGUCAACCCGCUGGUCUACACGCUGUUUAACAAAACGUACCGCGCGGCGUUCCUGCGCUACGUUCGCUGCCAGUACCAGCCCGAAAAGAAGCCGCUCCAGCUCAUACUGGUGAACACCAUCCCGCCGCUGGCGUACAGCUCCACCCAGCUGCCCCUGGGCCACGUGGGUCAGCUACGAAAUGGAGCAGCGCACCCCAGUGGUGAAGGGAGGAAACUGUGUCUCCCAGAGGUCAAAACAGAGACGUGUAGCCAAGAAAAAAGGAACAGAGACAAAGAUGAGAGCUGUGUGUAAGUCAACAAAACAUGGCUGGACUUCAGCACAGCGGAUCUGAUGAGGCUUCACGUCUCACCUGGGGUCAGGGGUCACCUGAGGGCAGCAACAAGCUGGAGACUUCAAAUUAAAGUGCCAAAAACAAAAGUGCCUCCCUGUCAGGAUUAUCCAGAUACGAGUCCUCCAACCUGUUGAAAAAACACGAUGUACCAGUACACACUGAGCAGCCAUAACAUUAAGACCACCUGCCUGAUAGUGACCAAACGAACCCCGGCCUGUCGAGUCAUGGUACCUGACACUCAGACAGGAGCAGAUCCGUCCAGUCCUGGAAGCUGCCGGAUAGAGCCGACAACUGGGCAUCAGCUAGGAUUCAGCCAUCUGUGAACUUCUCUUCCUUCUAUUUGACAGAUACUGAUGAUGGCAGUAACACGUCACAAGAGGAGUAGUAACAUGAAUCAAACGUCUAAUAGGUCAAUUACACCCUUUCCUAAUUCGCUGAAAUCCUCAUCCAUCAAAUCCAGAUUAAUUCCUACAGGUGGGAGAUUUAUUACUCAGAGAGAUGAAGAAAGGUUGAUGAUCUCUUUACCUUGGCAGCUGUCUGUGGUCAUAAUGUUAAGGCUGAUCUGUGCAGUGGAUAAAGUUUGACAGACGCCUGACGUACCAGUUUUUAACCCACUAAAUGUCCUCAGAAACUUCUUUCAUGGAUCAGAGCAGCAGCUUUUGGUCUCAUUGAUUUUUUUUUAAAGCCUUCUGCACACUGCCAGAAAACAAAAUUGUAUUUUUCACUUAUCGGUUUUUACAGAUCUGGAGGGCAUCUGUACCUUACGAUCGGAGGAGUGAAACUGAAGUGACAUGACUCACCUCUGUGGCUGGACGAAAAGGCUAAAUGACGAAUAGGCUGUUCAUAUAAUUUCCUUUUCAGCUGCUUUGACCUCACCUCCACCCGUGUUUGUGCGACUCCUUGGCGCAGUCGGGUGGCUUCUACCUCCCAACACACCUCUGGGUGGAUGAGCGCGGAUUAAAGUGGAUUUCCUGCCACCUUAUCAGAUGAUGGCGUCAGAAGAUCCAGGAUGAGCCCGACACUGGCAGAGGUCCGAUAAACCUGCCCCAAACAGAAGGAAAACCUCACGCUGCUGUGUUUUCAACAGCUAAAGGGAAAGUGAGGAUUUCUGUCUCAGAGCUGGUCCGAAUCAGGCUGGGAGAGACACUUCAAAUAAAUAUAUAUUUGUAUUUUUGUGCAAAGAUAUGUGAAUAUAUGUAUUUGAUCAUUGAGACUAUAUCUAUAUACUUAGAAGAGAGAAUGAGAUUGUGGCUGAUAUGAUGCAGUGUAAAAUGAGAUUACAUGAGUUGGAAGCAGAAAGUGAAGAUGCACUCGUCGUGGAAGUUUUUUUUGUGUUCAAGCAAAACUUUCUCUUCACAUUUUGAGCGGUUUAGACAAAAAGACGAAGCCGCCUCUGGAGUCUCUGCACAACGUGCCGAUUUGUCAGACAGCAGGAGGCCCCAGAUUUAAAUUUCACUUGAAAAUAUGCGAAGCUGGUGCGUAACAGAGAUUCUAAUGCGGGACAGACCACGCUUGUAGCACUCGAGGAGAAAUCCUCUUUUCACUUUGAAUUGUGAGUGUGGAUCCUGUACUGAUCCCUUCAGUUCGCUCAGAGGAGCACGCUCACACGGCAACAAUUUCAAGUGAAAAUGCAAAACUUCGGUUGCAUUUUGAGUCUGUUUACAUGACAACGGCGCUCGGAGCCACUGAAAACAACUCGUUCAGCAUGAAAAUGGGUGAAAAAAAACAUUUUCUAUAAAAUGUUUCUGUAGAAGGCAAAGACGCUUUUUUCCCACAUCAUUUUCAAAACACUGCGGUGGAAACGUGGAACUUUUCGGAAACAAAAGCGCAAUAACGAUGCUUUUCACUUGAAACGUUGUCGUGUGAACGGGACCUCUGUUAGAUGAAGUGAGUGUAGAAGAAUAACAUCGGCUUGGUUUUGGCCAAUGCAAUAUCAAAAGGAAAGUUAGCUUUAAGCUAGCUCCAUAUCCAUCCACAGGGUCCAGUUUGUAAAGCCAGUACUGUUUUUACACAAUGAGACAUUUUUGUACAAUAAAUCAUCAGUGUUGUAUUUUGAGGAAGUGUCACGAGAAAGCCAAACAUUGCUCAGGGUAUCCUCAAGGUUUAGGAGUUGUGUGAUAAUAUUGUGUGGUGUUACAUUGAAUCUGAAGUUUUAUAUUGUACAUGAAGCAGGUGGGUUUUACUUUUUGUUACUGUCAACAGGUGACGAUAUAACAAACAACUACGGCUCAUAAACAGGAUUCAAACUGCAAAGUCGCUCCUAAACAGGGUCAAUCAGGCGAAGGGGUUGGUCACCUUUCUUGCAGGUCCUGGUUUUCUUUACAGGGAAGCCAAGCGCUUGUGGACACGCCCACUUUCACAAAUGACAACAACAGCAACAACAAAACAGCACAAUUCAAAACAGAGCAAAUGUUUCUGUCCUCUUCCCUGGUCUAGAAGUGUCUAGAAAGUGGGUCCUGAGAGACAAAGCUUCUCGUCGGCAGGUGAGUUCGGAGCAGCAGGGGUCGGUAGCUAACGGUGUGGUUUAGACUCCUCAGUACAAUCGUCAGAAUUAAUCAUGUGUAAAACUCAGCCAUCACCGUGGAUGAUCAACACCAGUGGAUUUCAUUUUUGAUUUCGGCAGUGAUAUUCCCCCAAGCUAUUUGGCCCAAAGCAAACCAGGUGAAAACUUCACAUCACAGGGUUUUACGAUCAUUGAUCAGGUGAUUUCACCUCCCCUGCUUAUCCAUGCUUUUCUGUUAAAGACUCCGGGUCAGCACUGGGCGGCCUGCUGCAUCAUCAUCAUCAGUUUGUGAGAAACUAAAAGGUGUACUGUUACAGGCGCACUGAGAAAAGUUAUGUCUCUGAUUAAAACGAGCGCUUUAUCAAGUCACCAUGGACGACUCUCAUGGCAUUUUGGGUCCAUUUACGUGACAAUAAUGCUUUAAACCAUUGAAAAUGUGACUUUUUGCUCCCAUGGUGGAGUUUGUGGGAAUGAAAUUGGCCAAUCUGACCCUGUUUUCCUGCCAUUUCUGGGAAACGGACAAUGUUUUCAGAAUUCCCAUUUAAAUGAAAAUGCAAAAUUCAGUUGAAACGUGUCAAAGGGGCUAAAUGUGUUCUGACAUUGUUUUUUUUCACCCAGUAACAAAAUGGAAACAGUUGAGCCAAGCUCCAGCCCGAUUAUUCUUUUUGAUGCGAUGGUUUGAAUCCUGUUUUCAACAUUUGUUUUUAUGCCUCAUCAUGUCUGAAUUCCUCGGCAGUUCAUUUCCCAGUGAGACACUGCACCACCUCCUGUCGUGUUUCACCAUUUUGUCAUGUUGCACCUUCCAGAAGUCUGACCCAGACUUAAACUAAAGCGGUGGAAAAGCUGAAUCUUGAUGUCAGGGGUUUCUUCUCUGUGUUCUGUGUGCCUGUAGAGAGUCGUGUGUUCGAAGGUCUCAUUUGGUUUGAUAUUGUUAAUCGUCCGGCUGGUUAAGAGGCUUCUUCCAGGAUCUGGAUCGUCUGAGAUUUAAUGAAGCUGGUCUCAGUGUCGUAAUGUUGCAGUGACGUGAAAACCAUGGAAACCCGGGGCUGCUCUGGACCCACCGUGGGGGAGGGGAGGGGGCAGUAUCCAUUUUGAAAUGUGGUGUUUGAUGGUGAUGUUUUUUUGGAUGUCAGUUGUAUGAAAACAUUUUUUUGCCUUCUUUUUUUUU
Salarias fasciatus (jewelled blenny) is the source of this 6305-nucleotide messenger RNA. RefSeq names its product 5-hydroxytryptamine (serotonin) receptor 2A, genome duplicate a (gene htr2aa). Gene Ontology annotation, molecular function: G protein-coupled serotonin receptor activity; neurotransmitter receptor activity. Gene Ontology annotation, cellular component: dendrite; plasma membrane. Gene Ontology annotation, biological process: serotonin receptor signaling pathway; chemical synaptic transmission; response to xenobiotic stimulus. Lineage: Eukaryota; Metazoa; Chordata; Actinopteri; Blenniiformes; Blenniidae. The transcript has 3 exons. The record is from RefSeq and is a predicted model, not a curated record. Bases 1107 to 2594 code for a protein of 495 amino acids.